AUGCCUCCCUUUUCGGUGGGGCACGUUCAAAAGACAGUGUUCGUGGGGCUGGUGAUUGUGCUGACAAGCUCCAUCGUGGCCGUUGUCUACAUCUGCCUGCUGCCCCUCAUCCUCCAGACCUACCCGCCCGGCUGGAUCUGCUGGCACCUCACCUACGGGCACUGGAACCUGCUCAUGAUCGUCUUCCACUACUACAUGGCCAUCAGCACCCCGCCGGGGCAUCCCCCCCAGGUCAGGUGUGUGCUGAAAAUGGACCAUCACUGCCCCUGGCUGAAUAACUGCGUGGGACAUUACAACCAUCGCUACUUCUUCUCCUUCUGCCUCGUCAUGACCAUGGGCUGCGUGUACUGCAGCAUCAGCGCAUGGGCCGUGUUCCGGGAGGCCUACGCGGCCAUUGAGAGAAUGAAGCUGCUCGAGGAGGAGAGACUGCAGGUGGCUGCCAACCAGACCUACCAGCAGAGCCCGCCUCCUGCCUUCUCCUUCCGCCAGCGGGCCUUCCACAAGAGCAUCGUCUACCUGUGGGUGCUGUGCAGCUCCGUAGCGCUGGCCCUGGGGGCCCUCACGCUGUGGCACGCUGCCCUCAUCACCCGCGGGGAGACCCCUCCGCCGCCUGGCACAACUGGAGGCUGUUCCUGGGCGUAG
Pelodiscus sinensis (Chinese soft-shelled turtle) is the source of this 642-nucleotide messenger RNA. The record is from RefSeq and is a predicted model, not a curated record. NCBI's taxonomy places the organism in Eukaryota, Metazoa, Chordata, Testudines, Trionychidae.